UGUGUGUCUCGCGUGUGAAGCUUUUUGUGUGUCUCUUUUGUGUGAAGCUUUUUGUGUGUCUCAUGAAGAGCUGAACGUGGGGAACAAGAAGCCAUGAAAGCAUAUAUGUGAACAAAGAAUUUAAAUGUGAUAAAUCUACAAUGAAUUCCUGCAAAGCAACAAUAAUGGAUCUCAACACAAAGAUGGACAGGGUCUGUGGCUCCUGAGAGGCAGGAAGACUGUCAGAAGGAGACAAAGACGUUUCUGAACAUGAAGAGCUCAUGCUGCAAUCCCAAUAUGAACAGUCACUUCAAAUAUCUUCCUGCCCUUUAUAGCUGUUGGGAGUGUAAACCUGAAAAGCUGGGCAGGCUGUGAAUCAAACACUCAGGAGAGGUAGGAUUAACAAUGUGAAAACAUACUGUCAAAGAAAGCUAGUCUGACCUGCAUGAAGCCAGCCUUUUACAGAGGUACAGCACAGAUCAGCGAUGCUGAAUCAAACCUCAGUCACUGCAUUUCUCCUCCUGGGAGUCACAGACAUCCAAGCACUGCAGCCUUAUCUCUUCGUGGUUUUCCUUGCAAUUUACGUGGUCAGUGUGGUUGGCAAUGGAGCAGUCCUCCUGGUUGUCGUCUCUGAUCCAAGACUCCAUUUACCCAUGUAUUUCUUCCUGGGAAAUCUGUCGUGUCUAGAUAUCUGCUACUCCACGGUGACACUGCCAAAGAUGCUGGAGAACUUCUUCUCUACACACAAGGCAAUUUCCUUCUUGGGAUGCAUAAGCCAGCUUCACUUCUUCCACUUCCUGGGCAGCACGGAGGCCAUGCUCUUGGCCGUGAUGGCCUUUGACCGCUUUGUGGCCAUCUGCAGGCCACUGCAUUACUCUGUCAUCAUGAAUUACCAGCUCUGUACCCGGAUGGCUGUCACAGUCUGGACCAUUGGUUUUUUCCAUGCCCUGUUGCACUCCAUGAUGACCUCUCGCUUGAACUUCUGUGGUUCUCAUCAGAUCCAUCACUUCUUCUGUGAUGUCAAGCCUUUGCUGGAGUUGGCCUGCGGGAACACGGAGCUCAACCAGUGGCUUCUCAACACGGUUACCGGGACCAUUGCCAUGGGCCCCUUCUUCCUAACACUUCUCUCCUACUUCUCCAUAAUCAUCUCUCUUUUCUCCAAGACCCACUCCUGUAGUGCGCUCCGCAAAGCACUGUCCACGUGUGCCUCUCACUUCAUGGUCGUCAUUGUUUUCUAUGCUCCUGUUAUCUUCAUUUACAUAUCUCCUACCUCAGGCAGCUCCAUGCAGGACCAGGUCGCCGCCAUCAUGUACACUGUGGUCACUCCUAUGCUGAACCCACUGAUCUAUACACUGAGGAACAAGGAUGUGAAGGCUGCCUUGAGUAGGGUCUUCAGAAGGAGGGACGACCUGAGCAAAUUCAGAGCACACUUCUAAGAA
This is a messenger RNA of Prionailurus viverrinus (fishing cat), 1418 nucleotides long. RefSeq names its product olfactory receptor 12D2-like. Gene Ontology annotation, cellular component: membrane. The record is from RefSeq and is a predicted model, not a curated record. The coding region runs from base 465 to 1415 and encodes 316 amino acids. Gene Ontology annotation, biological process: G protein-coupled receptor signaling pathway. NCBI's taxonomy places the organism in Eukaryota, Metazoa, Chordata, Mammalia, Carnivora, Felidae. The transcript is spliced from 5 exons. Gene Ontology annotation, molecular function: olfactory receptor activity; G protein-coupled receptor activity.